Molecule: messenger RNA, 1062 nt
Organism: Paramecium tetraurelia
Lineage: Eukaryota; Ciliophora; Oligohymenophorea; Peniculida; Parameciidae
Exons: 3
Source: RefSeq, a predicted model, not a curated record
AUGAACCAUAAUAAUACAACUCAUAGAAGAACUUAAUCUAAUAAUGAUAUCCAACAAAUAAUUUGUGCUAGAAUUGCUGGUUUAGUUGAAGAUGAAUAUUAACAAUAGAAACUUGAUCCCAAAAGAAUCAAUCUAGGAUCAACUCUGUUUCAAAUUCCUGAAUAGAACGAUCUCAUUUCAUCAGUUGAACAAACCAAUGAAUCAUCUAAACAACAUUCCUAAUUGAUCAAAGAUGUAAAUUUAUCCAAUCUGAAACCCAAUCAACAAUAAGACAAAGAAAAUUUUAAAAACCUCUCCUCUUGUUCUGCUCUCAUAAACCAAAUCCAAUAAAUAGUCAAGUCUGGAUCGAAUAAUAAAGAGUCUCUAUCAAAAAAACCAUUCACUUCAAUUAAUGAAGUCAUAAACAAAAAAUGUUCAACUCAAACUUAGAUGAGUUUUACCUAAGAACUCUUGAAAAAAUAAGGAUCUAACUAUCUACAACAGUAACAAGGAUAAACACUUAAAUAAAAUGUUACUCCCGACAGAAAAAGAGGUCCUUCUUAUAGUAAUAAACCCACAAAUCAAAAAUAGCAGAAUGACUCUACGCCAAAUGAAAUGUCAGGGACUGAUUAUCUUAAAAGCAACUGUUCCAUUUCUACUUUCAAUAACCUUAUUAGAUAAGACCAAAAGAACUCUAAUUUUGAAGUCUGUGAUUCUUAUAGAAAUCUUGAACUCAAAAUGAAAAAAAUUGAACAAGAAAUUAGCACCAUUAGAUAAAGGCAGGAUCAUCUCGAUGAAACCAAUAGAAAUAUUCAAGAUCAACUAAAAGAGUUUAUAAAUGAUAACAAAUAGUAAUAAGAAUAUGAUUCUAAACAAUUAGAGAAAAUAGAACAACUUGAACAAAUCACAAGAAGAAAUGAAGAAUCAAUAGCCUGUCUCAAGAAUCUUUUGAUAAACAAUAAUGCCAAUCAAAAAAGAAAUGAUUAAAACAACAUCAAUCUUGGAAAUAAAUAAUAAUUUGAUAACACUGACUUAUAGAAGAAAUUUGUCGACUUUAGACCUCUGAAUCAUAAAGUAUUUUGA